AUGAGAGUAUUAGAAAAUUUGAAGUUAUUUGACAAAAAAUUGUAUGGUGUUGACAAACAAAUUGAAAAAUUAAGGGGAAUUAUUAAUGAAUUUAGUUAUACAAAUAGGGGAGGGAGUUGUUUGGUAGUAGGUCCCAAAGGAACAGGAAAAACAAGUUCCCUUCGUUUGAUUACUGGAGAGUAUGAGGAAAAAAUUGAAACUAUAUUUUUAGAUUGCAUUUAUUUGACUUCAAAUGCAACAGGUUUAAAGAUGUUAGAGGACAUGGAUGAUGAAGAGGAAAUGAAUGAUAAAUUGAAAAUUAUUGUUUUAGAAAAUUUUGAGUUAUUUUCUGAAAAUCGUGAUCAAAUAUUAUUAUAUAAAUUAUUAAAUGAAACUAGAAAUAGAAGUUGGUAUGUUUUUUUGGUUUCUGAUUUAAGAGAUGUGAAGAAUUGUCUAGAGAAAAGAGUUAGAUCUCGUAUUUCAAAUAUUGAAAUUGUAUAUACAAUUAAUAUGCCAUAUGAAGAAUAUUUAAAAUAUUUUAAGAUCAUGUUACUAGAUUCUUUAUUUGGAAUAGAAAAUAAAUAUAAUGGAAAUAUGAGUAAAAAAAUGAAAGAAGUGGAGGAAAUAAGGAAUGAAUUAAUUGAUGGCAUUAUUUAUCAAAAAGAUGUUUAUGAUAAAUUUGAAAAUCUUUAUAUGGAAGAUUGUUCAAUGUUAACAUUAAAAAAAAUUGUUGUUUUAUUAGUAUCUAAAUUAUAUUAUAAAAAAAAUUAUGGAAAUGAAGUUACAUUUGACUCAUACAACACCGAUAUUCCACCUUUAUUAUUUGAAAUAAUUGAAUUAAUUGUUCCAACAAAAAUAAAUGAAAGUAUUUUAAAAGGUUUAACAAUUCGUCAAUUAUGUUUACUAAUAUGCAUCAUUAAAUUAAUGAGAAAUACACAGAAUAUUGAAUUUUUAUAUCAUAAUAUAUAUAAAAGUUAUUUGAGAUUUAAAAAUCAGUACAAUUCUUUUGGCAAGUAUAAUGAAUCAGAUGUUGAUAUUUAUAAAGAAUUAGACACACUAGUUGAAAGAGGUCUUAUUCAAUAUACCAAUGAAUCUCAAAUGGGUCAGUUGUGCUUUAGAAGAGUGAAAAUAGGCGUUGAUCCGGUAUUAAUAGAAAUGUGUAUUAGAGAAUAUAAACCAUUACCUUCAUGUGUUAAAGUAUGGUUGGAAGAUACAAUUGAGAUGAUUUAA
Strongyloides ratti is the source of this 1209-nucleotide messenger RNA. RefSeq names its product Domain of unknown function DUF815 domain and P-loop containing nucleoside triphosphate hydrolase domain-containing protein. Lineage: Eukaryota; Metazoa; Nematoda; Chromadorea; Rhabditida; Strongyloididae. The transcript has a single exon. The coding region runs from base 1 to 1209 and encodes 402 amino acids. Gene Ontology annotation, biological process: DNA replication; DNA replication initiation. The record is from RefSeq and is a predicted model, not a curated record. Gene Ontology annotation, molecular function: DNA replication origin binding. Gene Ontology annotation, cellular component: nuclear origin of replication recognition complex; nucleus.